AUGAGAAUACCCGAUUAUGGAUGCCAAGCUGCUGCUGCCAAGAUGAACUCGAAAAAUUUUCAAUGUCAACUUUUCUUCAACUCCUGGACCAUUGGAUCUUCUAUUCCUGCAUUCAUGAAAUCUUGGAAUGUCGAAGUUAAAAAACAUUCAACUUAUCAAGAAAUGUUGGAGUGGGUAAAAACUAGUAAUCUUAAGAUAAUGUUGGAUGGACUAUUCGUUGAUCCUUCUACAAAAUUUUUUACUGCUGAAGGUUACAUCUUUACGGUUGUUGCAAGUGAUGCUCGCGUUCAUUUAUUUCAUUUGCCAAAGACUUAUUCCAGAGGUAUAAUUUAG
Messenger RNA from Funneliformis caledonium, 333 nucleotides. NCBI's taxonomy places the organism in Eukaryota, Fungi, Glomeromycota, Glomeromycetes, Glomerales, Glomeraceae. The record is from the annotation of a GenBank genome assembly.